ACUUGUUGUUGAUUGUUUUGUGGAGGAAGUAGUAUCAAGGUUUUCAUGAGAUUACUAGUGUCAAGAAUGGAAGCGACGGGACAGCAAGAAGCGGUCUCGGCUCCAAAAUCGGAGCCGUCCAGUGCCGCAGGUUCUCCUCAACAUCCCCAGGAGCAGAUCAGAAAUAAUAACAAUAAUUUGGAAGAAUUGCAAGAAAAUAACGGAUCUCCUCAGAAGAACGAACAAUUGGAAUAUCCAAACACUGUCAUCACAUUGAGGAGACAGCCGCAGGUUGUAAGGACCAUAACUACUGCUGGACAUAUUACAACAACAUGUGCUACUCCUGAUCGUGAAGAUGCACAACAUGUGAGAGAUAUUCCAAAAUCAGAGCCCUAUGAACAAUCAAUACCGAGAAGUCACUACGAGUACAACAAUGAAAAUACAACAGAACACGAAACAUUGAUUACAGUUGCCGAAAGUUACAGUCCGUCCGCGUCUCAACAACAAACGAGCAAUGAACAACAACAACAACAAUCUUCAAAUGAAUUGCAAUAUACGAGUUCAGAACGGAAAUACGCUCCACAGGAAAGGUAUUUAUAUUCCGAAAAUAUUGAAACUUACAAUCAUGGGAUGGAAAACAUUAGCCCCAUGUCCGUGCGAUAUGCGACAGGAGAAGGCCAAGAACGAUAUAUGACACCAACUGAACAUGCUGAGGGCCAAAUAUUGCUGACAAGAUCAUAUGAAACAGGACCUCAGUUCGAGCAUCCUUCGCCACUUAUAUCUGCGGUUACAACACCUCCUUUGAAUGCAGUGCAUCCAGAAGAGUUGCAUAUGACUUAUGCAAGUUCUCCUGCAGGCGAAAUCAAGUACGAAUUAUUGGCCGACAGUAAAGGGGCCACUUCAGUUUAUACUGAUUUAACACCUAUGCCGCAGCAGUCGAAGCAGGUCCAGAUGCAAAUUGGACCAGCAGGCAGGGCAACUGCUGGCAGUUACGCGGAACAAGGAAGCCCCCAACAUUACCAAUCCAGUGGAAGUUACAUCACAAACUACCCUGGUCAAUAUAUUCAUUCUCGUACUGACGACAGUCCAACAUCUGCCCAACAUCAAAUCAUGUACAAAGGUGACCCAAGUCUCAACCCUGGAACUAAACAAUUGUUCUAUGUUCCUGAAAAUGGAACAUACGAAAGUCAACCACCAGGAUCACCAAACUCCCAUGUGACUUUGUACAGCGGUGGAAAUCAAUCGUAUCGAUUUGGAGCAAAAGCCGAUCCUGGACAAAAUUUUAUUUGGGUCAACAGUGCUCAACCAGUAAGUGCAUCAUCAGUGGAAUAUGGUACAGGAACUUAUUUGCAGCAAGGAUCCUCGGAAUUGCUCCAAGAACCGCCAACCCAUGUUUAUACAAGUUACCCGAUAAGCGGGUCGGAGUGGGUUGUUAAUGAUAAUUUUGAUGGUGAAAAUAUUUAUGUCCAAAAUGUGAAAGAAUGUGUGAAUUGUGCGGCCUCUGUAACGCCUCUGUGGCGCAGGGACGGAACAGGGCAUUAUUUGUGCAAUGCAUGUGGAUUGUAUAAUAAAAUAAAUGGGGUCAACAGGCCCCCAGUCAGGGGACACAAAAAUAAACCAUCUGCGUCUGGAAAUAGUCGUCGUACUGGUGUAGUUUGUGCAAAUUGUAAGACAACCAAUACUACUUUAUGGAGAAGAAAUCAUUCUGGAGAACCAGUGUGUAAUGCUUGUGGAUUAUAUUAUAAACUGCAUAAUGUUGAUCGACCAAUGAGUAUGAAAAAAGAAGGAAUUCAAACGAGGAAACGCAAACCAAAAACAUCUUAUAAUCAUGGCAAAGCACAUAGUUUAGAUUCAAAAAUUAAUUUGCAGCAAUCUUUGUACAUCACUCAGAGUGAUAUAAAACCGGAUAUAUUAGUCAGUACCAACGGUGGACAUUACUCCUUAAAUUCAAGUUGUCCUUCUCCCAUUGGUUCAGCACAGACAUCAGCUCACCUUUCUACGCACAUACCUUUAAUCCAGCAGCCGAUGGAACAGAUAGUUUCCAGGGUAACCACAAGUGCAGAUUUACCCAGUGUCAUCACAUCCACGGGGAUUUCUUCGACAAUGGCCGAAAGUACGAGGAAUUAGGAUUUAUUUUUUGAAAAUUAUAUUAUAAAUAAAUAUAUAAAACAAUACAAGAGUGAGUAAACAAAGUGCUUAUUACUCUUGCUCGAAUUAUUGAUAAAUUAAAAAUAUUUUUAGAGUAGGAAUAUGUAUGAUUAGGGUAUAUAUGAGAAAGUAAUAUAAAGAACUGA
Messenger RNA from Ctenocephalides felis (cat flea), 2273 nucleotides. RefSeq lists its product as uncharacterized. The transcript is spliced from 12 exons. Lineage: Eukaryota; Metazoa; Arthropoda; Insecta; Siphonaptera; Pulicidae. The record is from RefSeq and is a predicted model, not a curated record. Gene Ontology annotation, molecular function: DNA-binding transcription factor activity, RNA polymerase II-specific; zinc ion binding; RNA polymerase II cis-regulatory region sequence-specific DNA binding. Bases 46 to 2106 code for a protein of 686 amino acids. Gene Ontology annotation, biological process: cell fate commitment; positive regulation of transcription by RNA polymerase II; negative regulation of transcription by RNA polymerase II.